AUGACUCACCACGACCUUGGCACAUUGGCUAAUAUGAUCGAGAGGUGGCGAGUAGAGACGAACACCAAGCACUUCAAUAUAAAUGUCAGAGAGAUGAUGCUUAUUCUUGAAGAUGUAUGGAAAAUUCUCCGGUUAAAGGUGACUGGUAUAGCUGUAACUCUUAGGAGAGUGGAGAAGUAUGGGGAUUAUAUAUUGCGGCAUAACUAUAACCGUAUCACCCUUUUACAACACACCCGUGUCUGCCGCCUAUAUCUAGUCGGUUGUACAAUCUUUGCAGAUUCCACAGAUGGUACAGUGCCUACAAUAUAUUUACAACUUCUUGAGGAUAUGGAAGCAGUUGGUCAGUAUGCAUGGAGUGCAGCUGCCCUAGCUUUCUUGUUUCGAGCCUUGUCAAAAGUUGUUUGUCCUGAUCACCAACACCUAAGUGGAUCAACCACUCUUUUGCUAGUCAUAUGGACCCCAUACGAUGAUUAUCAUGACUUAGGAGAGGAAACUGAGGAGGACAAAGAUUACGACCUUAUUGUUCAUCAGAUUACUUUGUGUCGCAAAUACCCCAUAUGUGGAAACAUUUGCGAGGGGUACAUACCAAAUCGUGUGCUCCGGCAGUUGGGACUUCACCAAGGGAUACUGGCUGAUCCCUUGCAGUGGGAGAGGAGGGAGAGAAAGAGGAAGAGGACCGAGAACUGA
Molecule: messenger RNA, 687 nt
Organism: Amborella trichopoda
Lineage: Eukaryota; Viridiplantae; Streptophyta; Magnoliopsida; Amborellales; Amborellaceae
Product: protein MAIN-LIKE 2
Biological process (GO): meristem maintenance; meristem development
Source: RefSeq, a predicted model, not a curated record